Nicrophorus vespilloides is the source of this 5749-nucleotide messenger RNA. RefSeq lists its product as uncharacterized. The transcript has 25 exons. The coding region runs from base 42 to 5699 and encodes 1885 amino acids. Lineage: Eukaryota; Metazoa; Arthropoda; Insecta; Coleoptera; Silphidae. The record is from RefSeq and is a predicted model, not a curated record.
CUGUCUGCUGAUCGCAUUUUUAUCCGCGUUUUAGUUUUAACAUGCAAUCACAUUUUUAUUGGCCACUGUGUGCACUUUUAAUAGUAACAUGUGUUUCGGGAGAGAAAGAUCUGAAGCAUUACAUCCAAUCGCGUUUGGAUUACGUCAACGAGCAGUUGGCGUCCACGCAGGACAAUUCCCGGAGUCCAGGUGUCGCGAAAGAUCUUGAUUUCCAUGCAGAAACUUCGAAGAUUGUUGCGGAUCAAUUCCAGCUGGUCCAAGUCUCGAAGGACCUACUCUUAAUUGACCAAGUCGUGUUCUCUAUCAGAUCUAACGGCGAUUUGGACGUCCAUCACAACUGCACGGAACAAUACACUUUCCUGAAGUUCUUUGACUAUGGAAAUCUAAGGCUAACGUUCGCUGCAUCUAACAAUUCUCAAUUCAACAUCUACAUCGAAAACAACACUUUAAUCCAAACUGUUACUUAUUCGCACCCAAUAUCAGAUGCAGUUAUGUUCGAGAAGAAAGGAAACAUAUUUUUGAUAGUCUCUUCUUGGAACCUUAACUCUAAAUCGCCUCUAACCUUAUAUAAAUGGGCUGGAGCCUAUUUCGAUGAGAUCCAAGAACUAUCUAUUAGUGGAGCAUUCGCUUUGGAGCAUUUCUCCGGAUCUUUGUCUACCGAAAUUAUAAUUGUUUUAAGGAAUAUGCAGCUCGCAAAGGCAGCUUCGUAUGUUUACGAAUUCAAUGAUGACAAACUGCGCAAAGUUCAGGUCUUGCCUCCAGCAAACCCGAAACAAUCAAUUGCAUUCCAAAGCCAAUCCCAGCAAUUCGUGUUUAUCUUUGAUCAUAGCGACAAAAGCAUUGCAUAUUUAUGGAAAAACGAAGAAUUAGUUCGUUAUGAAAUUUUUGAAAAUAUCCCAGAUGUACGUAAAGUAAUCAACGAGAGUUCGAAAAGUAUACCGUUAAUAUUCGUUGCAAAUAAGCAUACGGUAUACGUAUACACAGUUGAUGAUUCAAUAGAAUUAUUAAAUAGUCGAACGUUUCCUGAUAUGGAAAUAGUAGAACUAUCGCUAAUUGAAAAUUCUUUAGUAAUCUUCGCUUCAGAAAAUUCCAGUCUUAAGGAAAUCAUUAUACCCUUUGAUUUAAGACUUUCUGAAAUUGUGAGUCAGGUAGCAACGACAGAUAUCCUAGGAUCGUGCUUGAAUGAAUUGGGUGAAGCCUUGAAGAUAAACGAUGAAGAAAUAGCGCAUACGAUUAUACUAAAAUAUGACGAGAAUCAAAAUAAAUCGGUGCUGGGUGCUAGCAAUCAGGAAAUAACAAAGAUGGAUGACUUUGAGGGAAUUGUUGAAAACUUGGAAAGGAGAUUAAAUGAAUUGGAAUCAACGUUCUCUACGUUACUGCAAGAAAAUUUGGUUAUUGAAGGGAAAUUGAUCAUAGAAGGUAAUUUAUUGGUGAGAAAUCUAGAGGCUACUAAUAUUAUGACCAAACACUUGAAUGGGAUGAACUGGACCCCAGAUCAAUGGUUGUCUUACUCCAAAAAUCAAGGAAUAUCUGGUGAUGUUAAAAUAAUCAAUCUUACAGUAAUCAACGCCGAAGUGAAUCAUCCAAAUUCCAUUUUUAAUGAUAUGCUUCUGUUGAGCGGAAAUCAAAAAUUGAAAGGCGGUAAAUUAAGGAAUUUAAAAGCUGGCAAUGUGACUGUAGCUGAGGUUAACGGAAUCCAAAUGGGAGAUAUAUAUUUGAGGAGCCAUCCGGUAGUAAUCAAAGGAAACAAGACUUUCCCGGAGCUGCACGUCGAUGAAUUGAAAACAGAGAUGAUCAAUAAAAGAAACGUAUCGGAUGUGAUAAAGCUGUUUGGAGAUCCGAAAGCUGUGAAUUACGAGUUCGCUAGCAAACUAACAAUAGACGAUUUGAUAGUCGAGAAGGUGAACAACGUGGAUUGGAAGGAGUUCGAGAGUUCAGCUUUUCGGAUUGGCAGGGACCAGACUAUUAGAGGAAACCUUACGAUCGCCAGGGUGAAGACACACGACCUCAGCGCCAAGCGACUGGCUGGAAUCGAAAUCAAUAAUCUAUUUACAGUUAAUACGCCCCAAACCAUCCACUCGACUCUUCAUUUCAGGAAUAUCCAAGUCCCGAACGUUAUCACUGAUAAGGUGAACGGAUUGAAUUUGAAAGAAGAAGUAGCUACCUUUGGAAAUAACACAAUUAAAAGUCCGAUUACCAUAAAGAACAUCGAGAUCACCAAAUACCUACACUUGAAUCAAUCCAUCGACAAGUCUAGUAACUAUUACAUGGACAAUCCAAGCAUCAGCAAGAACAAGAAAGACUUUCAGAUUUACAGCGGGAAAGUUACAAUCAUGGGAGACGUUUAUUUAAAGAAUCUUAAUCUUGAAACUGCCAAGCUUCAUGUCGCUGGCAACGAGUUCAAUAAAGAUCAAUUCCAGCAAUAUUGGCUAAAGAAUACUACUCAAGAAAUACCGGUUCGUUUCGAAGCAUUACAAGGAAUCACUGCUCCGCAUCUUAGCACAGAAUUCUUGAAUACUGUACCUAUACGUAAUUAUAUGGUGAACGAUGCGGAAGAAAAUGGGCCUACAAAAUACAUAUUCGAAAACGCUACAGUGACCGGUAAUAUAAUUAUUGAUUAUAAUUUUCAGCAUACUCCAGAUUUGCUAGCACUUAGUGAAAAAGCUGUUAAAUUGGAAGGAACAUACGAAAUACAGGGCAAAAAGGUUUUCGCUGAUAGGAUUCAAGUAGAUGACCUUAAAGUCGAUCAAAUAAACGAUUUGAAUAUUGCUAAUUUACCAUCAGCGAUUAAUCCGCAAAUUACAGGAACUAAAAUCUUUAAUAAUAUGAUCGUAUCUGGAGAUGUUAAUUGUAAAAACCUUUUAACGAAUAAACUGAACGAUGCUACAAUGGAUCAAUUGUUCGGAAGGAUGCUCUUCACAGAUGUACCAACAACCAAGGAUAACUUGAACUUCUACAAUGCAACUGCGGAUAACCUGUAUGCGACCAACAUAAACAACAAACUCUUUAAUGAGUACGUGGUCCAGGUGAAUCAGAUUUACGUAAUGGAUACGAUGAACAGAGUGAUUGUAAAGGGCAACAGCACUCUGAAAAAUGUGAAUCAGGUUGUAUCAAUCAAUAACAUUAAUGUAAUAGAGAAGUUUGAGAAUGGGCGUAAAAGCAACGUGCUUAAGGGGAAUGUAACGUUCGAUGGGCGAAUCCACGUGAAAAAUCUAUAUCUGGUUAAUGUAAAUGGAAUCAAUUUCGAGAAUUUAUUGCCUAGACUGUAUUAUCGGCACUGGCCACAAAACGUAACGGCAAGGCAUUCGUUCGGAGUCGUAACGACGCAAAACAUCAUAACUCCGCGAAUCAAUGACAUCUACAUAUCCCAGCUCUUCGACGUCUCGUCCUUGGAGCCGCAAACUCUGCGCGUCCAGCAUGGUCUACAAAUCACUAGUCCUAAAUUCCUCAAAAGCUUGUACGCAAAUUUUGGCUUAUGCGAUUUUUCAAAUGCCAUAUGGAGCAUCACCAACAUUCCCACGCGAUUUUGGAACUCCAUCCAAAUCAACGGCGAAACCACUAUAUACGAUGGCGACUCCAAAAUCAUGGACUUAUUAAACAAUGCUGUGAUGAAGAACAAACCAGCAACGAUCACAGCCCCCGUCCACUUCAAUCACAUUUCAACCGAGAACCUUUUCACAGCGAAACCCUUGAACGGAGUUGAGUUGAAAGAUAUAUUCGAAGACGCCGUGAUGAAUAGCAUUCCUUAUACCGAUCAGGUGAUCACUGGGCAUAAAGAAUUUAUUUCAUUGAAAUCUGGAGGAGCCACAGUUUUUGGUAACGCCCAAAUUCCGAUAGUUAAUUCCUUAGAAAUCAACAAAAUCAAUAGCAGUAUUUUACGCGAUUUCAAGACACCAGUACGUGGAAGGAAAACCUUCUUCGGAGGUCUCCAAGCUAAAAGCCUUUACUCGAAAUUAGUAUCAGGCAUACUUCCUGAUAAUAUAGUUACCCUAUCUGAUCUUCGAAUUAUACCAAAUGCAAGCUUUGAUUCACUUGAAAUUAUUAACGAUUUCAACGUAAGCAUCGUGCAGAAACAGAAUUUCAACAAAUUCCUAGACGACAGGUUAUUGGUUAAUUCCGAAGAAGACCAAGUAGUUUCAGCGAUUUACUUUUUAGAAGAAAUUCAACUUAAUGGUCCGACGAGAAUCGUAGCGAUAAACGACAUCCUGUUAGAAGAUGUUGUGUUCGAUGAAGGAUCUCAAGUGAUUACAGGUCCGAAGACGCUAAUGACCAAUCUUUUCUUGCACGGAGACGUCCUGGUGGAUAAAGUAAACGGAUUCCGCCUUGAAGAUAUGCACCGGCUGAGUAUAAAAUUAUCGGAAGCCACGGACAUUUCGGGCAACCUGCGUUUUGAUGGUUAUUCAGAGAUAAAUGCGAACGUGGCUGCGCAAAGUAUCAACGGGGUGCCAAUUGAUGCCCUCAAGGAAAUGCUGGAAACGCAGAAUCCCCAGAUUAGGGCAGAUAUCGUUCAAGAUACGGUAGCUAAAAUCCAGCACGUCGUCGACGAAAACAUCGAGAUUAUUAAACGGUUGCCGGAUCAAUAUUUGUACUUGGAAAGGUCGGACAAAUUGCAGAUAGAUUUGGCGAACGCGGUGGACGCUCAACCGUUGAAGAAUGAAGACAGUGUUAUGAUGCACAUAAAGUCGGAAGAGCCGGGAAAUAAAUGCGGAUUACCAGAAGCCUGUUUGUGCUCCGGCCAACACACAAUGCAAAUAACGCCUGGAUAUUCGAAGAACGUGAUCGAAAAUAAAUACGGCCAGAGGGUGUUCAGCUAUCGCAACGAGGUGAUCUUCGUUCACGUAAUGACGAAUAGCGUUAGCAGUGGGGAAGAUUGCAGGACGAACGGUUCCUCUUUGUACGAGUAUACAACUUUGACCUGGACGGUAGCACCUGUUGGCAGCAGAAACGGCAGCUCGCACGUCUACCAAAACAUGAUCACCGGAUACAUAUCUGAUGUGAAGUUCUUCACCUCCGGGGGACAAGUGUACAUCGUGCUCAGCCGGUUCUACGACCCCAUCAUCAACAGCCAUGACCUCUUCUGUCAGGUGCUUAGGCUCUCCAAGGAAAUGGAUCAGGUCGAGGAUGUCCAGAGGAUACCAACGAAGGCCGCUUGGACCCUUCACAUCUUUUAUACGGCUCAAGGCAUCAACUUGAUUAUAGGAAACAAGGAAUACACGGAUUACAAUAAUGGCGAUUUAAGCACUGGCAUUUAUAGAUUCAACCCAGACAAGAAAUUGUUCUACUUGUUACGUACAAUUCCAAUACCUGGAUGCACGUCAGCCGCUUCCGUGGUAUUAGGAUACGACAGUCUCAUUAUAUUGGCCCACCGGAAGACGCCUCUACAAGUUUGGAAGUACUAUUCAGCAUUCGAAAACUAUUAUCUCUACCAAAGCAUUGUCUUCGAGCAUCCCGUAUCCAGUGUAUCUACUUUCUACACAGGCGGUGCGGGAAUCAGCGAUGCAUAUUUAACAGCCGUCACUGAUAACAACCACUUCUACGUCUACUCUUAUCAGUAUCUGGCCGGCUGGAAACUGGAAUCCGAAGGAGAAAUUGAUGGUCUCAAAGCCUUGGUGCCAUUUAGGCUUAACUACGAGCAGCUCUUAUUCGCACCGUCCAUCACCAAAAGCUCAAUCUUGACCGUCGUCAAGCACGGCCACUAAUUUAUUUGUUUGUUACUUGUUUUUGUCCAUGUCUAGAUUACAUUAAAGAA